UUCGCAGUCUUCUGAUCUCAGCGUUGGAUCUGCAGUCUUGUAGUUGAGUUGUGUCAAUGUUGUCAUUAUUGUGAAGCCAAGGCGUGACGGACUUCUUAAAGAAAAAACAUCGUAGUUGUUUUUGUUUAGAUAUACCCAUCCCAAUACGUUAUUAUCAACUGGAAAGAGUUACGAUAAACUUGUAUAAAUAAAGGCACACCACACAAUAUAGUAGUUGUACACAAAGCAUAAAACACACACACACAUAUAUAGACCGAGAGCAGCAGAGCAGUAGUGCGCAGUUUUUCUGCGUUGACUCUCUCUUCUCGCCGACGACGAGUUGAGUUGAUAGGAUAGGUGGUGGGAUAGCAGUAGUAGUCGCUCGAGCAACGUACUGAAAGGGUACAAAGCGGCGCCAUGAAGUUUGUGUACAAAGAGGAGCAUCCGUUCGAGAAGAGGAAGGCCGAGGGCGAGAAGAUUAGGAGAAAAUAUCCCGACCGGGUGCCCGUAAUCGUCGAGAAGGCACCGAAGGCGAAAAUCAGCGAUUUGGAUAAACAAAAGUACCUCGUACCGUCCGAUCUGACCGUCGGUCAGUUCUACUUUUUGAUCCGCAAGCGAAUCCACCUGCGCGCGGAGGACGCGCUGUUCUUUUUUGUAAAUAACAUCAUUCCACCCACCAGUGCGACAAUGGGCUCCCUUUACCAGGAACAUCACGAAGAGGACUUUUUCCUGUACAUUGCCUACAGCGACGAAAACGUGUACGGCCACUAAAUGUAUUACCAACAAUUUGCGAUGAAAAAAAGGAGAAAAUGUUAAAAAAAAAAAAACAAAAAAAAAACAAAAAUAAAACAAAAAAAAUGAUAACAUUUAAAAUACACAAUAAAGGUCUACUACCAACACUGUAGUGUUUAUAGGCGCUUCAGAGGAAAUUGUGGGAAAAAAUAAAUGCUGUCGUUACGAGUGUUUGAAAUUUCUUCAUUUUGGGUUAAUUUUGCCUGUUUGCUGAGAUAAACGUUUUAGUGUUAUCUUGUUUCUCUAUUUUUCUUUUCUUUUUUUUUUUGUAAUUCAUACAUUAUACACGUACUCUAUCGAGUCUAUUGAGUUGCGUUGCUUUCUGAAAUGUUAAAUUAAGUGUGUGAAGCGAAAAAAUACAAAAAAAAAAAAAAAAAAAAA
Molecule: messenger RNA, 1152 nt
Organism: Copidosoma floridanum
Lineage: Eukaryota; Metazoa; Arthropoda; Insecta; Hymenoptera; Encyrtidae
Gene: Atg8a
Product: GABA type A receptor-associated protein autophagy-related 8a
Source: RefSeq, a predicted model, not a curated record